AUGGCUCUCCGAAUAUCUGCAAAGCGAGUAGCGGCUACUCUGAAAGCCAGCAACCUCACCUCAACUUCCAAUGGCAUAUUGAAAAGGAAUGCCUCGCAAGCAACCGCCGCGGCGACAAACCUCCCAGAGACUACUCGAAAUGAGAUCUACAGAGAAGCAAACCUCCCAAACCCGGAUCCAUCCUCAGAUUCCUCAACCGCCGCUCUCGUGAACGAACAAGCCCCGUACAUGGUCAAAACCUAUGUCCGGCCCCCACCAAUGUUCGUCAAAGGCGAAGGAGUUUAUCUCUGGGACGUUGAGAACAGGAAAUACCUCGACUUCACGGCCGGAAUAGCAGUCAAUGCGCUGGGACACUGCGAUCCAGAAAUUGCCCGCAUAAUGGCGCAGCAAGCCAAAACACUCAUUCAUACGUCCAACCUCUACCACAACCCCUGGACAGGCGCGCUCUCCGAACUUCUUGUCCAGAAAACCCUCGAGUCGGGUAGCAUGCACAAUGCCCGAUCCGUCUUCAUCGCAAACUCCGGUACAGAAGCAAAUGAAGCCGCCAUAAAAUUCGCUCGCAAAGCUGGCAAAGUCGUCGAUGCGUCCGGAGGAAAGUACGAAUUUGUAUCUUUCCAUAACUCCUUCCAUGGCCGGACAAUGGGCGCUUUGUCCGCGACACCGAACCCGAAAUACCAGAAGCCUUUCUCGCCGAUGAUACCGGGGUUUAGGUACGGGACCUAUAAUGAUGUUGCGGCUAUUAAGGAUUUGGUGACGGAGAAUACUUGCGGAGUCAUAGUUGAGCCAAUCCAAGGAGAAGGGGGCGUGAUUGUUGCGUCUGAAGAAUUUCUCGUUGCUUUGGCCACUCGGUGCAAAGAAGUCGGCGCUGUAUUGAUCUACGAUGAAAUCCAAUGCGGGCUUUCUCGCACAGGAACCUUCUGGGCUCACGCUUCGCUGCCCAAAGAGGCACACCCGGAUAUAAUCACCACGGCCAAGGCGCUCGGCAACGGCUUCCCGAUUGGAGCUACGAUUGUGAAUGAUGCCGUGAGCGAGAAGAUCGUAGUUGGGGACCAUGGGACGACAUUUGGUGGCAAUCCUAUGGGGUGUAGGUUGGCGCAUUAUAUCGUGUCGCGACUUUCGGAUCCGGAGCUCCAGAAGUCGGUUCUUGCCAAGAGCAAUGUCUUCAUUAAGCACUUCGAGGCUUUGCGAGCAAAGUAUCCUGAGCUCAUCGCGGAGGUUAGGGGUAAGGGUCUGAUUCUAGGACUGCAGCUUACUCGGGAUCCUGCUCCCAUUGUGACGGCCGCUAGGGAGAGAGGACUAUUGAUCAUUACGGCUGGGACGAAUACGUUGCGGUUCGUGCCCAGUUUGACGAUUACAGAGGGAGAGAUUGAGGAGGGCAUUCAGGUGCUUGAUGAGGCAAUAAGGGUGGUUGUGUCGCCUGGGGAGGCGCCAGCUGGGAAACAGGUCAGCGGGGAAGUAGAUUCGCCAAACUAA
This is a messenger RNA of Lachnellula hyalina, 1473 nucleotides long. RefSeq names its product Acetylornithine aminotransferase, mitochondrial (gene arg-8). Gene Ontology annotation, molecular function: identical protein binding; pyridoxal phosphate binding; transaminase activity. The coding region runs from base 1 to 1473 and encodes 490 amino acids. The record is from RefSeq and is a predicted model, not a curated record. The transcript is spliced from 3 exons. Lineage: Eukaryota; Fungi; Ascomycota; Leotiomycetes; Helotiales; Lachnaceae. Gene Ontology annotation, biological process: arginine metabolic process. Gene Ontology annotation, cellular component: mitochondrial matrix.